Molecule: messenger RNA, 2706 nt
Organism: Photinus pyralis (common eastern firefly)
Lineage: Eukaryota; Metazoa; Arthropoda; Insecta; Coleoptera; Lampyridae
Gene: Spg7
Product: paraplegin
Exons: 11
Coding region: 370-2652 (760 amino acids)
Biological process (GO): mitochondrial protein processing; protein-containing complex assembly
Cellular component (GO): membrane; m-AAA complex
Molecular function (GO): zinc ion binding; ATP binding; ATP-dependent peptidase activity
Source: RefSeq, a predicted model, not a curated record
UACGACCACGUGCACGACCCGCGGGAUAAACUCAGUGAAACAGUUAACACCCUGCAUUCAUGCUGGCAAACAAGAACACAAAUCCCGAAGCAUUAAAGGAUUUAAAAAUCAUCUCGCCACAACACAAACAAGGCCGAUAGUCAACUGAAAACGAGGACAUUUUAAAAUGCAAGUAGCUAAGAAACCUGAAAUUGAACGCGGCCAUUACUCAGCUGGACGUCAAUAUCCACUUCCAAAUGCUAGAGAUACAGGCAAAAGGACAUAUACGCAAUGUACAGGAUAAAAAGAGAUGACAACGCCGGUAAAAUAACAUCUGACAAUAACAUAACCUAACUAAAUUAAAAUGUUAAAGUUAAAAUCAUAACAAAAAUGCGAUUUCUACUCAAAGGAUUAUUUUCGAAGGCUGUAAGAAAUGACUGUAGAAUUUUCAAUAAAAAUGUGAACACAGGAACUGUAAUUAAACCAAAACUACUGAGAACUAUUAAUAGAGAAUAUGCAGCAGUACACUCGCUGUUAUACCGUUCGGGCUUACAAAAUGUGGAAUCUCUUCGGUAUUACACAACUCAGCCUCCCGACAAACAAGAACAACCCAAAAAGCCCAGCGAAGGAGAAGGCAAAGGGCCGCAGAAAGAUGACGACGAGGAUAAAGAUAAGCUCCCGGCGUUACUGGCGAAGGCGUUCAUGUGGAUGUUAACGGCCUACAUGGUUAUCGCAGUCAUCUCUAUAUUGGUCCCGAGUAGUAAUCAGCCGGACGUGGUGAGAUACGUGUCGUGGAAUGAAUUUUUGUAUCAAAUGUUGGCUAAAGGCGAGGUGGAAGAGAUAAUUGUAAGGCCGGAUAUAGAAAUUGUAACAAUAAUUCUGCACGAAGGCGCUAUUGUGAAGGGGAAACAAAUUGAUCACAGAACAUACCACAUGAACGUUGUGGAUUCUCAGAAAUUUGAGGACAAACUGAGAGAAGCCGAACGUAGGUUGGGUAUAAAAGAAGGCGUACCCGUGGUUUACGAACGAGGGGCGGAUACUGCCGGUAGGCUUAUAGCCUCUUUGUUGCUGGUUGCGGUCAUCGCGUCGGUUCUUGCCAGAAGCCGGAGUAUACGACCACCAAUUAGCAUGGAUACUUUUACGCAAUUUGGCCGCGCGAAAUUCACCUUAGUCGAUCCACUAAUGGGCGCCGGAAAGGGCGUCCGAUUCUCCGACGUGGCCGGACUGCGCGAGGCGAAACAGGAGGUGAUGGAGUUCGUCGACUAUUUGAAGAGGCCCGAGCAUUACAAAAGUUUAGGGGCGAAAGUUCCGAAGGGCGCCCUGCUCCUGGGACCGCCCGGAUGCGGUAAAACUCUCCUCGCCAAAGCGGUCGCUACGGAAGCGAACGUGCCGUUCCUAUCGAUGAACGGAUCCGAAUUUAUUGAGAUGAUCGGAGGAUUGGGAGCGGCUAGAGUACGCGAUUUGUUUAAAGAGGCGCGCAAGCGUAGUCCCUGCAUUAUUUACAUAGACGAGAUUGAUGCGGUCGGCCGUAAACGGAGUAGUCAUCAGAAUAUGGCCGGGACCAGUGGAGAAAGUGAGCAAACGCUAAACCAGCUGCUGGUGGAGAUGGAUGGAAUGGCUACGAAGCAAGGUAUUAUUAUGUUAGCGUCUACAAAUCGUGCAGACAUAUUGGACAAGGCCUUACUCCGACCAGGGCGGUUUGACCGUCACAUUUUGAUUGAUUUACCAGAUUUAGAGGAAAGGAAGCAAAUCUUCGAGCAGCAUCUUAAAGGAAUCGCUUUAGAGAAACCACGCACUACGUACAGUCAACGCUUAGCCUUUUUAACUCCGGGUUUCACAGGUGCAGAUAUUGCCAACGUUUGCAAUGAGGCUGCCCUACAUGCUGCGAGAGAGAAAAAGAAGCAAGUUACAAAGGUUGAUCUCGAAUAUGCAGUAGAGCGUUUAGUGGGUGGCACCGAAAAACGUAGCCACGCAAUGUCGGCACAAGAAAAAAUGGUUGUGGCCUAUCACGAGUCGGGCCACGCGUUAGUCGGGUGGAUGUUGGAACACACGGAUGCCUUUCUAAAGGUAACAAUUGUACCUCGAACAAAUUUAGCGCUGGGUUUUGCGCAGUACAUUCCUCGCGAUCAAAAGCUGUACACCAAAGAAGAGUUGUUUGAGCGGAUGUGUAUGGCGUUAGGUGGACGAGUCGCCGAAUCGCUCACGUUUAACAAGGUCACAACCGGCGCGCAAAACGACUUGGAAAAAGUUACGAAAAUGGCCUACGCCCAAGUUCAGGAGUUCGGUAUGAAUGAAACUAUUGGGUUGAUUUCGUUUCCCGAACAAGAGAUGAAAGAGAGGGGUCGGAAGCCUUUUAGUAAGCGACUCUCGUCCGUCAUCGACGCCGAAGCGAGGAAGCUGAUUUCCAAAGCAUACAAGCGCACAGAAGAGGUAUUAACGGAAAACAAGGCCAAAUUGGAACUGUUGGCAGCCGCAUUACUGAAGAAAGAGACGCUUAAUUACGAAGAUGUAGAACAUUUGAUUGGUCCGCCGCCUUUUGGCAGAAAACAUUUAAUAGAACCCGCCGAGUUUGAGGAGUCAGUCCGAAAAGAGGUUGGAGAUACGCCGCCAACGUCUAAAAUCGGCAAUGCUGAUAACAAUAAUAGUAGUAAUGCCACAACUCCGAAACUUUGACUUAAGCUGUUGGUUUGUUAUGUUGUAGUCUAAAUAAAUUAUCUUUUGUUUUAA